This is a messenger RNA of Penicillium nucicola, 999 nucleotides long. RefSeq lists its product as uncharacterized. The record is from RefSeq and is a predicted model, not a curated record. The coding region runs from base 1 to 999 and encodes 332 amino acids. The transcript has a single exon. Lineage: Eukaryota; Fungi; Ascomycota; Eurotiomycetes; Eurotiales; Aspergillaceae.
AUGGAGUCCUGUGCUCAAUCAUCUCAGGUCACACUAUCACCCAGAGUGACAAGGCCAAGAGCAGCACAGUUGAAAUUGUCUCAGGGUUCUGGCAUGAUGGCGACAGUCCGACAUGUCCUCGUUUUCGGUGCCACAGGAGAUGUUGGCUCGGCGGCGGCACUCUGGGCUCACGAGCAAAAGGCAAAAGUCUUUCUUGCGGUGCGGAACGUGGAAAAGUCGAUUCCUACGUUGAACAACAUCCCUUUGAUCAAAGUCCAAGCAGACCUGACAGCGCCCGAGACAGUCAAAGCUGCUGUGGUGCAGACCGGUGCCACCGUGGCUUUCGUGUAUGCGGUGUUUGGAGCCACCGACGGCAUGCAACUCAGCCUUCAGGCUCUCAAAGAUGCCGGGGUUGAAUUUGUGGUCUUGUUGAGUAGCUUCACCGUGGAAAGUAACCCGCGGCAAGUGUCGCCGUCCGACUUUAUCGCGUGGCACCACGCACAGGUGGAAAUCGCCCUGGAGAACAUCUUUGGCCUCGAAAACUUUACCGCCGUCCGACCAGCCUAUUUCUCGAGCAACAUAUUGCAGCACAAACUGGGGAUCAUGAAGGGCUUAGUUGAGUUUCCGAACCCCGAGGCCGAGUUUGACUGGAUUUCCCCGUCGGAUGUCGGACGAGUGUGUGGUGCGCUCCUCGCGCAUGGCACUACACAGCAUAUCGUAGGCCUGGUUGGGGUGGAAAAAAUGUCGUUGAGACAAGCCAUUGCAGUCAUUAGUCGAACUGUGGGAACGCCAAUUGAGGUCAAGAAAAUUGAGGCCGAUCAAGCCCUGCGGAAUAUGAUCAGCAUAGGAGUUCCGCCCCCUGUGGCCGUUUGGAUGGUCAAUGAUGCUACGCAGAACGCAGGAGCAGCUUUCCAGGCCCCUGGCUUCAAGGAAGCGGUUGAAAAUAUUCGAAGGUUUACUGGAAAGGACGCAAUCAGGUUUCAGCAGUGGGUGGCAGAAAACCAAGACAUGUUUCAAUGA